Callorhinchus milii (elephant shark) is the source of this 710-nucleotide messenger RNA. RefSeq names its product RUN and SH3 domain-containing protein 1-like. Gene Ontology annotation, cellular component: cytoplasmic vesicle. The transcript is spliced from 3 exons. Lineage: Eukaryota; Metazoa; Chordata; Chondrichthyes; Chimaeriformes; Callorhinchidae. The record is from RefSeq and is a predicted model, not a curated record. The coding region runs from base 108 to 581 and encodes 157 amino acids.
UCUGGAUUACUCCCAGAGGCCCCAGUGACAGUCCCGAUUGGCCAGUCCUGUUGUCAAGUACAGUCUGAUCAGACAAUGAAGUUCCCACCGAGCCGGACCACGUCCCCAUGUCCCCACCCUCUACCAACCAACCCUGCCCAUUUCCCCAUGUCCUCAUCAUUUCCCAACAACCCCAAGGACGUAACCUCGACGUGUCUUGUAUGCAGGCCCAGCUUGGGGACAGCCGGUUGAGCCCGGCUGUGGGUCAGCUGGUGCUGGGGGACCUGUGCCCUGCAGUCACCGCCAUCAUCAGGGACGGGCUGAAGCCAUACCAGCAGGACGUGAUUACUGGCCAUAGGCGGAGCGCACCCUGGGGAGUGGUGGUGGCGUCGGUCAGGCCAGGCCCUGUGAGGAGCUCGCUGUACAGCUUGUAUUGCACCGUUUGCCAGCUGCCCCAGCUCAGCAAUGCCCAGAGGUUCAUCGCAUUCAUAUUUGGCCUCCUGAACCUCAAGGCCCUAGAUUCCUGGAUCUCUCAUCUACACGGCUGCACGGGUGAGUGUGAGCAACCUGUGACUGGAUGGUGCCAGGUGUGCAACCUGUAACUCGCGGGUGUCAGAUUGUAUAGAGGUUCUCACUGUUCAUAUCAGACUAUAUAGAAGGUCUCAUUGUAAAUAUCAGGCUACAUAGAGGUGUCAAAAUAUCAGACUAGUGUUAAUAUCAGGUUAUAUAGA